CGACCAAAACUUACUCGCACGCACAACAACUUUUGGUACCGACAUCAAAUCAUCCCAUCACCAUGUCCGGGCGAUCGAUAUUGCCUACAAUUGCACCACCAGCCUGGCCACCUCAGCCGCAGUCGUCGUCCUGGCCCGUCUCGCCAACAGUCGUAGACGGCUGGAGCCAAGGGCACGCUGCCAACCAAACCGUGCUCGGCUAUUUUGCGAUAGCGUCCAUCCGCACCAUGUUCACCUUUGCCGGGAUUUUGUUCCUGUCGCCCUUUGUCGAAUCGCUCCCGCAGACCGCCAACAUCAUCGCGUUCGUACUGCUCAUUGCGGAGCUGCUGACCGCGUACCGGUCGCUAAAAGCGCGCAACGUCGAGGUCAAUCGCGCGUGGACCGUUGCGAAUCUUGCGUGCUUCGUCGGCGUCUUCGUGUGGUUGCUCGUGGGCAGCGUGGCCCCGGCGUCGUUGGAGCCGUGGCCGCCCGGUGCAGACAGCAAGGGCGAACCCGCCCCGCUGGUUUCGCGCAUCCCUACGAUAUGGGCCUUUUUGGGCACCAUCGCUGCCGGUUUCACGCUCCCGGCCGUCCGUGUACAAGAUUGGCGCAGCGGACUCGGGGUCGACAAGUUUCCGAGCCUGGAUAGCCCCGUCUACUCCCCUGCGUCUACGGCGGUAGCGUUGGGGUUGAACGGCUCCGUUGAUGGGCCGGCAGCUCUGCAACAGACAUAUUCCGGCACAUCGGAUUCUGGGCCGGCGAGGUAGUCGGGAAUGAAUGGAGAGGACGGGGCUUUGGCGGAUGCGUUUGCUACUCGAAACAAUGUUUGAAAUAUGGCAGUUGGUUGAACUUGAUGUUCAGAGCAGCUUUGCGUUGUGUACACUCGGGGUUUCCUCAUCGAAAAGCAGAGUUAAGAAUCAGGAGUUGUUGAACACUGUGAAACAAUAUGUUGAAGCACAAGACAACAAACGACUGGGCUGUUUCUCGGUACAUGCUAGGGUGACCGAAGGCAACAGAGGAAGGAGCUGUUGGAAUCGUCGUAUGUGUCGAUAAACUGGAUCUAUCUUCUUGGAGGCAUCGCCUAACACUGCCGAGGCUUGAGACAGUCACCUCAACAUUGGAAGCCAAGGUUUCCUUGCGGUCAAGAAAUCAAAUCUCAUCUAGGCCUCUUCAGACCACCCGAUUGUGUGAGAAACUCUCGGUUAGCUUGGGCCUGACAAAUAAGAUGCUGGCGCAGAAACCAUUGUCACUUGGCACAUCAUAUGAGACUAAAAUAUGAAAGAUGUCGCCUCGGAAAUUGAUCCGCCAUCCUUUUCACCCCAGUAACGACAGUAUAUGGUCACUUACCAAUCUCUUACCCCGAACUGGAGUUACGCACCUCGGCGUGCUCCGAAUAUCGGCGACCUGUGGCAAUCCGGAUUUAUUGACAUUAUAGACAAGCGCCCUCCGGCCUUUUCGACAUCUUCAAUCCCCACCGCAGCUUUUCACCAGAUAAUCCAGUCUCUGCAGCCUUGCACAGAACAGCCUCCUAAUCGGAUGCCAAAGUCAGACUGAUAACGUUUCAUUAUACUGGCCCUUGUGUGAAGAAUGCCUUGGCAGAUGCUUUAUUAGAUCCAGCCUAAUUGCAACGUUAUUAGCAUUGUUCCACUGCAAACAUACGCC
This is a messenger RNA of Pyricularia oryzae 70-15, 1641 nucleotides long. RefSeq lists its product as uncharacterized. Lineage: Eukaryota; Fungi; Ascomycota; Sordariomycetes; Magnaporthales; Pyriculariaceae. The record is from RefSeq and is a predicted model, not a curated record. The coding region runs from base 63 to 746 and encodes 227 amino acids. The transcript has a single exon.